Achroia grisella is the source of this 2341-nucleotide messenger RNA. RefSeq names its product armadillo repeat-containing protein gudu (gene gudu). NCBI's taxonomy places the organism in Eukaryota, Metazoa, Arthropoda, Insecta, Lepidoptera, Pyralidae. The record is from RefSeq and is a predicted model, not a curated record. The coding region runs from base 43 to 2025 and encodes 660 amino acids. Gene Ontology annotation, molecular function: protein binding. The transcript is spliced from 7 exons.
AUAUUUUUAUAAACACACUAUUUGGUUACAAUUAAAUCAAUCAUGGCUGAAGGCGAUAAUAUAUCAACUUUUAGUGUAGAUGGGGGUCAGGAUACUGUUGGACUGCCUCGGAUUGUUAUGGUAACCGAGGGAUCUGAUACAUCAGCAUCGUCCGCAUCAUCGACUUCAUCUUCUGAGGAUAACUGGGCAGACCUCAUCAAAUCAUCAGAAAUACCUCCUGAAUAUUGGCAUAUACAAAAACUCGUGAAAUAUAUGAAGGCCGGUAAUCAAACCGCUACUAUGGUUGCACUCUCUUGUCUGAAGGAUCACGAUCUUACAAUAGAAGUAAACCAAAGGGCGAUUCAAGAAAUCGGUGGUUUAGAAUUGCUAGUAAAUUUGUUAGAAACCAGAGAUUUAUGUUGUAUUUUGGGGGGUCUUGCUGUUUUAAAAGAUAUAACACCAAAUAUUGAAAUUAGGAAGAAAGUCACAGAUUUGGGAGCGAUACCUUUGCUCGUAGGACUUUUAUCGGAUCCAGCAAGAGACGUGCAAAUACUCGCGGCGGAAACUAUAGCCAAUUUAGGUCGAAUUCGCAAAAGCAGAAAGUUUUGUAGAAAAUUUGGUGGAAUACCGAAACUAAUUGACUUGUUGGACAUUAAAGAAAGGUAUUUGGUUACACCACGUGAAGAAUUAAAUCAGGAUGAGUUGCAGUUUUUGGAUAUUGCACGAGCUGGAGCGAAAGCACUUUGGUCUAUGUCAUCCUCUCAAAGAAAUCGUGAAGCAAUGAGGAAGUAUGGUAUGAUACCUCUCAUCGCGCGAAUGCUGAAAACAAUUCAUCUAGACGUAGCAGUACCGGCGGUGGGACUCCUACAAAUGUGCGCAAAUGAGACGUCAUUCCAACUAGCUAUACAAACUGAGAAAAUGGUCAAUGAUUUAAUAAAACAUUUGGGUAAUGAGGAUAAGGAUUUGAAGACGUAUUGUAGUUUAGCUAUAUACAAGUGCGCAAGUGAUUCUAUAACAAGGGACAUGAUUCGUGAAGCAGGAGGACUGGAACUGCUGGUGGAGGCUGCUCAAGACAGCACUAACAGGACGAAUAAACCACUAAUGGCAGCUGUAACUGGUGCGUUGUGGAAAUGUGCUAACAGCGAUGCGAGCGUCAAGAAAUUAGAUCAACUCGGUGCAGUACCCAUAUUGGUUAAAUUAUUAGAUGAUGAAAAUGAUGGAGUCUUAACCAAUGUAGCCGGGGCUUUAGCAGAAUGUGCUAAAUAUGCUCCUAAUAGAGAUAAAAUAAGAAGUGCGGGUGGCAUUCCUAUGCUAAUUCACCAUCUAAACAAUACGUAUAAACCGCUACUGGAGAAUGUCCCACUGGUCUUAAUGGAAUGCGCUAAAGAACAGAAUUGUAUGUCAGAAAUUGAUGAAUUAGAUGGUGUUAGACUUAUAUGGUCAUUAUUGAAAAAUGACUCUAAAAAAGUUCAGACUAACGCUGCUUUAGCACUAAGUCCAUGUGUACAGAAUGCGACUGACUCUGGAGAAAUGGUCAGAUCUUUUGUUGGGGCUCUAGACUUGACCGUUGAUUUAUUAGAUUCAGAUGAUCAUAAUGUUUUAUCAGCUAUUUGCGCCGCCAUAGCAACGAUUGCGAAGGACCACGAGAAUUUAGCAGUUAUAUCUGAUCAUGGUGUCGUUGGCAAGCUAUCGAAACUUGUUAGUACAACCGAUGAUCAUCUUCGAGCCAAUUUGGGUGUAGCAAUUGCGUAUUGUUGUGAUUGGGCGCAGAAUCGACAGGAGUUUGGUCGACGUGGAGCCAUCACACCCCUUGUCAAUUAUAUGACAUCGCGUGACCCUAAUGUCCAUAGAGCAACAGCAUUAGCUCUGUAUCAUCUCUCAUUCUACUCUAUAAACUGUGUUACAAUGCAUGCGGCGGGUGUAGUACAGUUCUUGUUAGAAACCAUUGGAUCUAAGGACCCGAUAUUACAAGAAGCAUCCGCUGGUUGCCUCUGUAAUAUUCGAAAAUUGGCUCUAGCGGCGGAGAAAAUCAAAUUGAAGCAAUAAUCAUAGCAUCAUACAAUAAAUUGUCUGAGUGUUGAAAUUAAAGAAUGGCCUCUGAAGGGAAUAAUUGGCAACCAUAUCAAGGAAAGUCAAGGUAUUCUUGUAUUUAUAUAAUAAUUACGAAAAUCCUGUUGAUUCAAUAAUGGUAACGAUACAAUAUUGUUGCACGUAGGUAGCCACCACCGAGUAAAUAAACCACUACGGCAUGGCAUUAGCGAGUGUAAGUGCCAUGAUGCCCUUAUGAGAAGGCAUCGUAAAUUGAAUCCACGUGACCACCUAUAGAGUUGAAAGGUGAACAAUUAUCUUCUUUUAAAUAAUG